This is a messenger RNA of Mesocricetus auratus (golden hamster), 8080 nucleotides long. It is a transcript of the gene Atad2b, whose product is annotated as ATPase family AAA domain containing 2B. The record is from RefSeq and is a predicted model, not a curated record. Gene Ontology annotation, cellular component: nucleus. Gene Ontology annotation, biological process: positive regulation of transcription by RNA polymerase II. Gene Ontology annotation, molecular function: ATP binding; histone binding; chromatin binding. NCBI's taxonomy places the organism in Eukaryota, Metazoa, Chordata, Mammalia, Rodentia, Cricetidae. Bases 372 to 4739 code for a protein of 1455 amino acids. The transcript has 28 exons.
AGUGGCCUCGUCGGCCCUGCAGCGCCAGAGCCCUGACGCACGGAGCUCGAAAGAGGGAGAGAGAGAGAGAGAGAACGAGAGAGAAAGGGGCAGACAUGGCGGCUCCGCUCGGCUCCCGCUGAAGACGGCAGAGCGGGCGCAGGGUCUGUGGCGCCGGCCUGCAACCUCGCUUCCGCCUCCCGCUCCCCGCCUCCUCGCGCUGCCGCUGCCUCCUGCCCCGCUCUUGCUUGUCGUGGCCUGUGUCCCACAGAGGCAACGCGAGCCGGCCCGGCAAGGCUCCGCUGGCCCUGACUGCCCGCCGGCGGGCCGGCCUUCCUCGCCUCUCCCGGGAGCGGCGGGCGCGGCGUGGACCCGGUCCCCCUGGCUGGAUCAUGGUGAACACCCGGAAGAGCUCUCUGCGCCUUCUCGGGUCCAAGUCUCCUGGGCCCGGGCCUGGGCCUGGGGCCGGAGCGGAGCCGGGGGAGACCGGCGGCAGCAGCCAUUUCAUCUCCUCUCGGACCCGCUCCUCCAAGACGCGCGCGGCCAGCUGCCCGGCAGCCAAGACCGGGGGAAGCGGCGGCGCCCUGGACGAGGCCCGGAAAGCUGAAGUUGAUGGUAGUUUAAGUGAUAGCCACGUAUCUCCUCCAGCCAAACGCACUUUGAAACAGCCGGACUCUGUUUGCAAAGACAAAUCAAAACCACGAAGCACUGGUCAGCGAGAGGAAUGGGACAUACCAACUGCGCAGGCCAGGUUAACUUCUCAGCCUGGUACUGCAUUACCAAACGGACAUAGUAGCUUGUCCCUUAGAAGCCAUCCCCUUCGAGGGGAAAAGAAAGGAGAUGGCGACCUUUCAUGUAUAAAUGGUGACAUGGAAGUCAGAAAAAGUUGUCGGUCCAGGAAAAACAGAUUUGAAAGCGUGAAUCAGAGUUUAUUAUUUGAUCAACUAGUAAAUAGUACUGCUGAAGCUGUAUUACAAGAAAUGGAUAAUAUUAAUAUCCGACGAAAUCGUCGAUCAGGAGAAGUAGAAAGGCUUCGAAUGUGGACAGAUACAGAAUUUGAAAAUAUGGAUAUGUAUUCAAGAGUAAAAAGGCGAAGAAAAUCACUGAGAAGAAAUAGUUAUGGGAUACAGAAUCAUCAUGAAGUUUCUACUGAGGGUGAAGAAGAAGAAUCUCAAGAGGAGGAUGGAGACAUAGAAGUUGAAGAGGCAGAAGGAGAAGAAAAUGAUAGGCCGUAUAAUUUGAGACAAAGAAAAACAGUGGAUCGAUACCAAGCACCGCCAAUAGUACCAGCUCAUCAAAAAAAGAGGGAAAACACAUUGUUUGAUAUUCAUAGGUCCCCAGCAAGAAGAAGCCAUAUCAGGAGGAAAAAGCAUGCCAUUCAUAGUAGUGAUACAACUUCUUCUGAUGAAGAACGUUUUGAAAGAAGGAAAUCAAAAAGUAUGGCAAGAGCAAGAAAUAGAUGUUUGCCUGUGAACUUCAGAGCAGAAGAUUUAGCUAGUGGCAUUCUCCGAGAACGGGUGAAAGUGGGUGCGAGUUUGGCUGAUGUUGAUCCGAUGAACAUUGAUAAAUCGGUGCGGUUUGAUAGCAUAGGUGGAUUGAGUCAUCAUAUACAUGCUCUGAAGGAGAUGGUAGUUUUUCCACUUUUAUAUCCAGAAAUUUUUGAAAAAUUUAAAAUUCAGCCUCCAAGGGGCUGUUUAUUUUAUGGCCCUCCUGGCACAGGUAAGACCUUGGUUGCCAGAGCACUGGCUAAUGAAUGCAGUCAAGGAGACAAAAAGGUGGCUUUUUUUAUGCGUAAAGGAGCUGAUUGCUUGAGCAAGUGGGUUGGUGAGUCGGAAAGGCAACUUAGGCUUCUUUUUGAUCAGGCAUAUUUGAUGAGGCCUUCUAUAAUAUUUUUUGAUGAAAUAGAUGGAUUAGCUCCAGUUCGUUCUAGUAGACAAGAUCAGAUUCACAGCUCUAUAGUGUCAACCCUCCUUGCUCUUAUGGAUGGAUUAGAUAACAGAGGUGAAAUUGUUGUUAUUGGUGCUACAAACAGACUUGACUCUAUAGAUCCUGCACUCAGGAGACCUGGUCGUUUUGACAGAGAAUUCCUUUUCAACCUGCCUGAUCAAAGGGCCAGAAAGCACAUCUUACAGAUCCACACCAGGGACUGGAACCCCAAACUGUCGGAUGCUUUUUUAGGAGAACUGGCAGAAAAAUGUGUUGGCUACUGUGGAGCUGACAUCAAGGCCCUGUGUACUGAAGCUGCCCUGAUUGCCCUCCGGAGGCGUUACCCUCAGAUCUAUGCUAGCAGUCAUAAAUUGCAGCUGGAUGUUUCCUCCAUAGUGCUUAAUGCCCAAGACUUUUACCAUGCGAUGCAGAACAUUGUGCCUGCUUCCCAACGUGCUGUGAUGUCUUCAGGACAGGCGCUGUCUCCCAUUAUAAGACCGUUGCUAGAAAGAAGCUUCAACAACAUAUUAGCAGUUCUGCAAAAAGUAUUUCCUCAUGCAGAAAUUAGCCAGAGCGACAAGAAAGAAGAUAUAGAAACUCUAAUUUUAGAUGAUAGUGAAGAUGAGAAUACAUUAUCAAUUUUUGAGACAAGUUGUCACUCAGGAUCACCAAAGAAACCAUCACCAGUUGCUGCUAUAACUAAACCUUAUCUUCACUUUACAAUGUCACCAUACCAUCAGCCAACCUCUUACAGGCCUCGCUUGUUGCUGUCUGGAGAACGAGGCUCAGGUCAGACUUCUCACCUCGCUCCAGCCCUUCUGCACACACUAGAAAGGUUCUCUGUGCAUCGGCUCGACCUUCCAGCACUUUACUCGGUCAGUGCCAAAACACCCGAGGAAUCCUGUGCACAGAUAUUCCGAGAAGCUCGAAGAACAGUACCUAGUAUUGUUUAUAUGCCUCAUAUUGGUGACUGGUGGGAAGCUGUCAGCGAGACUGUGAGAGCAACUUUUCUGACACUGCUACAGGAUAUACCGUCCUUUUCACCUAUAUUUUUAUUGUCUACCUCUGAAACCAUGUACAGUGAACUGCCUGAAGAGGUUAAAUGUAUCUUUAGAAUACAGUAUGAAGAGGUAUUAUAUAUUCAAAGGCCUAUUGAAGAAGAUCGAAGAAAAUUUUUCCAAGAACUUAUUCUCCAUCAGGCAUCAAUGGCACCACCACGAAGGAAGCAUACUGCUCUGUGUGCUAUGGAAGUGCUUCCUCUUGCACUACCAUCUCCUCCUCGUCAGUUAUCAGAAUCAGAAAAACAUCGGAUGGAAGACCAAGAGGAGAAUACAUUAAGAGAGUUGCGGUUGUUUCUCAGGGAUGUUACCAAGAGGCUGGCCACAGAUAAACGCUUUAACAUCUUCAGCAAACCGGUGGAUAUUGAAGAGGUUUCAGAUUAUCUUGAAGUAAUCAAAGAACCAAUGGAUUUAUCAACAGUAAUAACUAAAAUUGAUAAACAUAAUUAUCUAACAGCUAAAGAUUUCCUGCAAGAUAUUGACCUCAUCUGUAGCAAUGCUUUAGAAUACAAUCCAGACAAGGACCCCGGAGACAAAAUUAUUAGACACAGAGCUUGCACCCUGAAGGACACUGCACAUGCCAUCAUUGCAGCUGAAUUGGACCCAGAAUUUAAUAAACUCUGUGAAGAAAUUAAGGAGGCACGAAUAAAAAGAGGCUUAUCAGUAACAGCAGAACAAAUAACUCCUCAUGGCACUGGUGCCCGUAAGACAGAGACUAGAGUGGAAGAGGCAUUUCGGCACAAACAAAGAAACCCAAUGGAUGCCUGGCACAACUCUGCAAAUAAGUGUGCAUUUCGAGUUCGGAGAAAAUCAAGGCGGCGAUCACAGUGGGGUAAAGGAAUUAUUAAGAAAAGGAAAGUCAAUAAUUUGAAGAAAGAUGAGGAGGAUACCAAGUUUGCAGACUAUGACCAUACAGAGGACAGGAAGUUGCUGGAGAAUGGAGAGUUUGAGGUAAGCACUGACUGCCAUGAGGAAAAUGGAGAAGAGACUGGAGACUUAUCUAUGACCAAUGAUGAAUCUUCAUGUGAUAUCAUGGAUAUGGACCAGGGUCAGAGGCUAAACAGUGGAACAGGCACAAAAGAGAAUUUUGCAUCAACUGAAGAGGAAAGUUCAAAUGAAUCUCUACUUGUCCACAGCAACAGUUCUCUCAAUCCUGAGCAGGCUUCUAGAAAAGAGCCCUUCCUUAAAGGUAGCUGUCUGAACGGGGAUGCCUCCACUGACAGUUUUGAAGGAAUUCCUGUUCUGGAGUGUCAGAAUGGCAAAACUGAAAUAGUUCCUCUCUCUGGUGGCGGUGGAGAAAAGCCUAGUUCUGAACAUAAGAUUCCUCUGGAGGAACAGCCGAAAGACAAACCAGAGACUGUGAAUGAAAAUCAUGGAGAUGAUCCUGAGAAACUAGAAGCACUGGAAUGUAGCAGCAAUGAGAAGACUGAACCUGGUCCUGAUGUGGAGGUUAAAGAUGCAGAACUGGAUAAAGAAGGUGCUUCUAAAAUAAAGAAACAUCGUAAAUUAAUUUUAGAGCAGGCAAAAACAACAAACCUGGAACUGGUUCCAGAAGAGCCAUCCGAACCUGUGCCACCUCUGGUAGUUGAUCAUGAGAGACUGAAGAAAUUGCUUGAUUUGUUGGUAGAUAAAAGCAACAACUUGACAGUUGACCAGCUUGAGAGGCUGUAUUCCCUUCUUAGUCAGUGCAUCUACCGCCACCGUAAAGACUACGACAAGUCACAGCUUGUGGAGGAGAUGGAAAGAACAGUUCAUAUGUUUGAGACAUUCCUAUGAACUUGUCAAGAUGAGUGGUUUAUCCUCUCCAAUCUGCUCCUGGUGAGCAGUCUUCUGAGCCAUUCACUUUCAAAUUGCACCAAUUAUGCGCAGAGCCUUGGUGUAAAGUGCUCGCUCACUCAUUCUUUCUCUGUUGAAUUUGGUGCUAUUGUCUCAGGUACCUGAAACCAACCAGCCUACAAGAACCAAACAAAACUUCAGAAACAUGUUGUAUUUUCCACAAAUAAAAAAUACAACCCCACAGCUUGGAGAUUCUGGUGCUACAGAAACUGCUUUCGCUCUGCCCCUCUCUUCUGCACUCUUGGAGAGUCUCUUAGGGAGCAGACCAGCAAACCGAGGGAACUGGAUGGGGCAGUUCUAACUGUGCUGAAUUGUUGGAAACCGUGGGCGACCUGCUUUUUCUUUUUCUUUUUUCCUCUUUUCUAUCUCCGACCAUAUCCCACCCCCCAUCCCUAGGUAUUGGACUAAGACCUGUUUUAGAAUUGGCUAUGGUGUAUUCUGGUGGACAACUGAAGAAACUGGGUGAAAUUAGGCUCUUUAGAACUGCCUUUAAUGUGCCUUUUUAUUCAUUUGAAAAAGAUGAGGCUUAAUGGACGGGCUCAUUUGUAGCAAAUUAAUUAGAAUGUUUUCUUUGGUCACAACCUCGAAAAUAAGUUUUGAUACUCAGUGUUGUUAAGAGACAACAGUACUCUGUAUUUAAUGCCUGUCUUGUUCUCAAAACAAUCAAGAUACUCGGUGAGCCACGUGAUAUGCUAGGUUGUCAAGCUUUCCUGUGGUGUGUUUCUAGUUAAGAAACACACAUAAAACAGCAACAAAUGAUACACAGUCCACAAAACCCCACACACUUCUCCGUAUUGCUGACAAUGAUGACCAGAAAAUAAAUAGUUGGUGGCCAUUCUUCUGUCAGAUGCAAUUUAAUAGUUAUUCAUGUUUCAGUUGCCAGAGAAAAGUGGUUUUCAUGUAUAGUCAGUUGUUACUGUUUUGUUUUAGAGCCAGGACUUGCCAAAUGGACAGAAAAGAGAAAUUUGUCAGAAACUCUGUAAAACUCAUUUUCUGUAUAAUUGCAAGUGAGCUCUGGUAUGUCCUUGAAUAACAGUGUUAACAUUUAAACCCUGUCCCAUGCUCACAUCUUCACAAUGCUUCAGUUUGAUUGGAAUCAGUUUGGAUCUUGUUGAGUGAUUUCUGUGGGUUGUACUUACCUGAAAAUAAUUAUGGGUUACUAAUUUUACAAAACUUUCUAAAAAUUUGGAAAUACAGUUUAGGCAGUUGCAAAGAGGCAAAGGGAAUACAGUGACAUUUUUUAUGAGAUAAUUUUUAAACAAAGUACAGAAAAUUUUGCAGACAAAUUGGCUUGCUAUAUUCCUUUAUUAUAGCCGUUAGCUGCAGGUGUGUCUUUCCAAUAUAUAUGCAACACAUAUUUGGGUUUUGAUUAGGGCACAUGGUUGAGGACUACUGCAGAGAUCCUGAGCUACCUCAGCUUUUUGUUUUUAGUUACCAACAGUGUUUACAGGGUCCUGUAAUCACUUUGCCACCAUUUACAUGCUGAAGCUAAGGUACUUGUCUCCUUGUUUCUGGCUGUUGUGGUGUGCAGAGAGCUCGCGCUGGCCUCAGCUACUGCAGUAAUCCCAAGUGCUUCUUUGCAUUUACCUUCACGGUCUUUGCAUUUACCUUCACGGUCACCGUCUUCUAGCUUAAUUUUUUUUAAAUGUGGGUCCUUGUUUUCUUUAUACCUGGUCUGAGGUUUUCAUGAUAUUUAGUUAGUCAUGUAAUUCAAGAUGCUACCAUGUAGACACACUGUAUUUUUAAGGUGGGCAAGUGUGAUUAACGAUGAACCAUUUUAAAGGGGAGGUGAUUUGAAACCUCUAAUUUGAUUAUUGGGAGGAUUUUCAUGCUUUCUUUAGUAUUUAUUACCAUCAUACCAGUGCAAACUAUUUUACUGUCUAAUACAUUAGCAUUUUGUAUUUUGAUGGAAAUUGUUACAGAAUUUAAAGAUUUGAUGAAAUAAGAUGUAGCAGAUUUUUUGUAGUGAGUUUCUGGUAAAAGGGUUUUUGCAAGUCUCAGGUUCUUGCUGCGCUAUUUUCUUCUUUAGUAUUUAUUCCAGUUUCUCUACUUCAGAAGCAUUCUGUUGAAGUAACAGCAGCACUUGUGAAAGGAGGAAAACCGCACAUGUUCUAAGGAGGUUCCCGAAUCCUGCACGUGAAUUCAGAUUUUAGCCAUCAGUGAGUUUGACAAGGGACAUUUAUUUAUGUAUAGCAUUAAAAAUGCUUUCAAAAGAUGACAUCUUAGUUUGUGUUUACCCUUGAUGUAGGUGGAGAAAUCAGAGGCAAACUCAGUAUAGGAACUGCCACUUUGAACAGUUUAGGUCUCAAAGACAAAGCCAGUCUCAUGCCAAGGGGGGAGAAAAGAGCUGAAAUUGCACCAACUCUUCAGGCCCCUUCCCCCCCCCAAGAGAAACAUACUAUACCAGUUUUACAGAUAUCUGGUGGUUCUAUAGAUUAAAGCAGCUUGUGAAAUUAUCCAAGUCGACUUAGUUUUGUUUACCUUUCUGUAAAGUUCUUAAUUUUUGCUGUGUAACAUUGGCAAAAAUAAUGUACAAAUUGACCUCUGUUUUUACUUCCUAUGUGAGCAUUAUAAGUGAUAAGCUCCUGUGUAAAAUCUUGCUCUCAGAUAAAAAAUUAUGUUUCCCAGCCCAGCCAAGCAAAAGUUCAUGCUCAGCUGUGAGGACCCUGGGAACUUCUUGAAGAUGAUGGAACUGCAUUAGGUUUGAAACUGAUGGCUGUGGAAUAAAUUGUGUUUUCGAGCUUGAAUUUUACCUGUGAUUAAUUUUUUAAUGUCCUUUCAUGACUUGAUUUUUCUCAUAUGCCAAUGUAUUUGUAGGUUUACUAGAUUUCAUUUUUAGGGAGUGGGGUGGUAAUUUCUUCCCUUAUUUUGAUUAAGUUGGUUCAGCUAUGGUGCUAAUCAGUAGGUUUCUUCAGUGUCAGGUCCCGUAGCUGAAUGCCAUUGCUGUUAUAAUUAUUAUUUGUAACCAUAUUGGAAGCUUGAAUUUGGGCUUGUACCUGCAUCUUUUAUAUUUUGUACAUUUGGUUGUUUAGAUUUUGGGAGUCCAAUUGCUUUUGGUCAUGUAUGUCUACUUUGUAGGUUAAGUAGACUUCAUCAACUACGGUCUAUUUUGGGUUUGUAGUUUAAUUUAGAAUUGUGUUAAAUUGAUGUUUUGCAUUUGACUUCAUUAUACAUUAGUUUGAAGUAAAUUAUUUAAUUUUUGAAUUCUGGAAUUUGAACAUUUACUGUAAGUUGUAAUAUAACUGCUGUGAAAUACUUGAAUAAAGAUGAUAAGAAAAACA